AUGGCCCCCGUGCCUGCCACGCUGCUGCGUGCCCUCUCCAUCCCUGACCCCGCCAAAGCCAGCCUGUCCACCGCCGGUCUGGGGUCGGGCUUCACAAACACUGGUGCAAUACGAGCCACAGUUCCCCGCUCCGAUGGCUCAGGGGAGGAGGAACGUCGCUACUUUGUCAAGACCUCUCCGAAUGGAGAGGCUGCAGAGGAGAUGUUCCGUGGGGAGUACGAAUCACUCAAUGCGAUCGCGACGUCCGUGCCCGGUUUCUGUCCCCGAGCACUCGCCUGGGGCCCGCUGGAGGAAAGCGCUGGGACAAGCUUCUUCCUAGCGACUGAGUUUUUGGAAUUAGGAGGAGGUGGCCGUCGAGGUCGAGGAGAUACAUUAGCCCAGCGAUUAGGCAAAUUACAUUCGACGCCAGCGCCCCCCGACCCUGCAACGGGACGACGUCGAUUCGGAUUCCCUGUUCCGACCUUCUGCGGGGACACCAAGCAGCCCAACCGCUUCUGCGACUCGUGGGCGGACUUCUAUGCCAAUGAACGGCUGCUCACCAUCCUCGAGUCAUCGGAAACGCGGAAUGGUCGUGAUGCUGGCUUGCGGGAUCUGGUGGAGCGGACGGCGCGGACAGUGGUCCCUGCGUUGCUGCGGGACGGACACUUAGGCUACGAGAGGGACGGGAAUGGACAGGGCAUUAUACCUGUCGUUGUCCAUGGGGAUUUGUGGAGUGGGAAUGCAGAUCGCGGUCAUAUUGUAGGUAGCGGUCGCAAGGAUGACGAGGAGGUCGGCGAUGUGGUCUACGAUCCGUCGGCAUGCUACGCACACAGCGAGUAUGAAUUGGGGAUAAUGAGAAUGUUUGGCGGCUUUGGAUCGGCUUUCUUCACAGCUUAUCACAAGAUAGUACCGAAAACCGAGCCAGUGGAGGAAUAUGAGGACCGCGUGCGAUUGUACGAGCUAUACCAUCAUCUGAACCACCAUGCGAUCUUUGGAGCCGGAUACCGAUCGGGCGCUGUAUCUAUUAUGCAGAAGUUGCUGAGGAAAUAUGGAGAUUAA
This is a messenger RNA of Aspergillus eucalypticola CBS 122712, 1038 nucleotides long. RefSeq names its product putative fructosamine-3-kinase. NCBI's taxonomy places the organism in Eukaryota, Fungi, Ascomycota, Eurotiomycetes, Eurotiales, Aspergillaceae. The record is from RefSeq and is a predicted model, not a curated record. The transcript has 2 exons. Bases 1 to 1038 code for a protein of 345 amino acids.